Vanessa atalanta (red admiral) is the source of this 2695-nucleotide messenger RNA. RefSeq names its product facilitated trehalose transporter Tret1-like. NCBI's taxonomy places the organism in Eukaryota, Metazoa, Arthropoda, Insecta, Lepidoptera, Nymphalidae. Gene Ontology annotation, molecular function: transmembrane transporter activity. Gene Ontology annotation, cellular component: membrane. Gene Ontology annotation, biological process: transmembrane transport. The transcript has 8 exons. Bases 30 to 1439 code for a protein of 469 amino acids. The record is from RefSeq and is a predicted model, not a curated record.
GAAAGGAUAGAGAGUGAUAGAAUAAAAAAAUGUCUGUAUUUCGCCAAGCGUAUUGCACUCUAAUAGUAUGUUUACUCACCUUCAACAUAGGUCUCAUGUUCGCUUGGCCGUCAUCAACAAUAAAGUUGUUCUCAUCGACAAACACAACUCUAAAUAGACCAAUGGGUGAAACGGAAAUGGCACUAUUCGGCAGUUUAUCCUCAAUAGCAGCAUUGAUCAGCACUCCUCUCUCUGGGUUCCUGAUAGAUGUUUUAGGGAGGAAAAAAUCAUGUAUUUUGUUUGCUUUGCCACAACCAAUUGCGUGGGCUUUGGUAUCAACAACUCCAAGAGUCGAUGUUAUUUUAGCAUCCAUCAGUAUUUCAGGAUUGGGUGGAUGUAUGUUCAUGAUAGCACCUAAUUUCAUCAGUGAAUUCUGCCAAGAAACAAUUAGAGGGACUAUGACAUCUGGAGCUAUUAUUUUCUAUGGAAUCGGUUUAAUGGUGUCCUAUAUCUUGGGCGGAUAUUUGAGUUACCAGAUCAUGAACUACGUGUGUUUAACGAUAUCAGUUAUUGCUGUGGUGUUAAUCAUAAUCCUGAAGGAAUCCCCUACUUAUCUAAUGAAGAAAGGUCUAGAUGAGGAAGCUGCGAAAUCGAUAGCGUUUUACAGAUCAACUAGUCCUAACUCAAAGCUAGUGAUGCAGGAAAUGGACUUAAUAAGAAGAACCCUUAACCCGAAAAUGGAUGACGUAACACCGGAAGAAGAAAAUUUAAAUCCCGAAUUGCAAACUAAGAAGAAAUUGUCCGUCAUUCAAUUUUUAAAAAAAUCUCAAUCGACACGUCGAGCGUUGAUCCUAGUUUUGAUGACAUACUUCACGACCAUCUUCCAGGGUCUUGUCGUGGUUCAAGUUUAUUCAGAACCAGUUUUCGAAGAAGCCUUACCGAGUAUGUCGGCGAAUUUGGCGAGUAUUUUGUUCGCAUUGACGAACACAAUAUCUGGUUUUGUUUCUGCGUAUUUGCUGGACUAUCUAGGAAGAAGGCCUGUGUCCAUUUAUUCGUCAAUAGCAUCAAGUAUCUGUUGUGUGGCUCUAGGAGCACAAAUACAUUUACAAUGGGGUCCUCUUUGGUUGACUGGGGUACUCUUAUAUGCCUACUGUAUAACGGCUACGAUUGGAGCCGGUACUGUGCCGUAUGUAAUUAUCGCUGAACUGUUCUUGCCUGAGGUCAAAGGAAUAAUGACGAUGUUAACCGUCCAAUGGGCGUGGAUUUGCAACUUCAUAAUACUCUUCAUAUUUAAUCCCCUGAACGCAGCGAUUGGCUUGGGACCGGUGUUUUAUAUAUUUGGAAUAUUCAGCUUAUUGUCGAGUAUUGUCAGUUUUAUAUAUUUACCAGAAACGAAAGGACUCACAGUUGACGUCAUACAGACAUUGUUGGUUAAAGCGAAGAAAUCAGAGAAGGCAUAAUAAACAAAUGAAAAUAAAUCUAUAAUAGACCUGAUAUUUAAAAAAAAUAAAUAAAACGAAUGUUUUUAUUGCUCAGAUUCACAGGUCAUAGUAAUUUCCUUUGCCAUGAUUCGAAUUAAAAAAAAAAAACGAUUGAAUUUUUUAUAAUGUUUCUUAUAAUGAAGAUUGAAAUCGUUAACAUUAUUAUAGCAAAAUCAUGACCGAGCUGCUCCGUCGUAGUAUAAAAGUAGGCUAGUUUCGAGCAGAUGCUACUUAAUAGCAUGUAAAACAUUACAGCACCAGGAAUAAAGGAAGGAAGAAGGAAUAGAGAGCAGUGUGCUCAAAAGUUCGCAAAUUCUAAGCGUGUUAUUUGUGAGCUUGCUUUUUUUGGAAUUUAUUUUCAAUUCGAAGUUUUUUUUUAAAGACGAACUAAUGAUAUAUGUUGAUAAGUGGUCACCUUUACAUAUUUUAAUAACUUGUACACUGACGCACUCACCAUUCAAACCGGAAUACAAGUAAUUAUCCUUAGUCUGAGAUUAACCCGUGAGACGCUGAUCCAGGUGAGCCAGUAAAGUCCUAUCAUAUUUCAUCAAAAGAAAUAAAAUCAAUGAUAACAGAAUUGGCUAAUUCGUAACUAACCAAUGGAAUAUUUUCUGAAUUACGUGUCAUAGACAAUUCUGUAUCCGGAAACAAAAAUAAUAGUUACUUGGAUAUAGUAACCGGUCAUAAGUCAACGGAAGUCAAUCGAACCAUCUAUUAAUAAAAAAAUAACAUCAAUAGCUUUGCUAACGGUACUCAUAGGCGUUAAUUGACGUCACCUGGUACUCCAUUCCAAAAGGUCUUAUCAUAACGGUUUUCGUUGCGGUAAUUUGCGUUAUUCUUAUUUGUUAAAAAUUUUAUUUCUUUUUAAAAUUGUAAUAGUUAUGUGAUGUAAGGCGAUCGCUCAUUAAAUUAUAAUAUUUUGAGACCUAUUUAGAAGUUUGGAUGUUUUUUUAAUUAAUUAUCUGUGUGUAUAAAAGCAGAUGAUUCGCCAUCGUAACGCCAUCUAUCGAAAAUAUUAUAAAAAGCCUUAUUACAAUUGUAUUCAUCAGUUCGAUUCAUCAAUAUUCACUUCGUAUUUCACUCGUAUAUUAUCGACUUAUAUGAUACGCUAUUAUGAUACGUGUAGCCUAUACAUUUUGUAAUGAUAAUACUCAAUGUCCAAUAACAUUUUGAUAUUUCACGCUUGUGUUCUGGGGUGAGUUUGAUCCUUCUUGCAGAGCAGCUCUACAGAUUAA